ACCGUCUGAGUGUAUGUCAAAACAAAAACUGAAAAGUGUUGUGAAAUUUUGCGAAUUAUACUGUGAUUUUGUUGCUUGAUAUGAAUCUAAACUGUUGAAAUGAACAGCGGUAAAAAGCCAAUACUUCAGAACACGGGGAAACUAGUUCCCGAGAAAUCCGAUGGAGAUGAUUUUUACAACGAAGCUGGCUAUCGUCAAUCAAGGGAUAAUGAUAAAAUUGACUCGAAGUUCGGAUUUGAUAGGGUGAAGGAUACCCAGGAGCGAACAGGCUAUUUGAUAAACAUGCAUUCGACGGAGAUCCUUGAUGAAGACCGUCGUCUAAUCGCUGCACUCGAUCUAUUCUUCAUUCAAAUGGAUGGUUCCCGAUUUAAAGCAACAAUUCCUUUCGCUCCGUAUUUCCUGAUAUUACCGCGAAGGGAACAGUGCGUGGAAGUUGCACAAUUCCUGGGAAAGAAGUAUGCUGGGCAGCUGGCAAGUAUAGAGCCAAUCUGUAAGGAAGAUUUAGACCUCCCGAACCAUCUCGUUGGUCUACAGCAGGAAGUGCUUAAGUUAUCAUUCUUAAAUUCUAAUGCCAUGACAAAGGUACGACGAGAGUUACAAGCAGUUGUGAGAAAGAAUCGCGAACGCGAAAAAACGAAUACGUUUUAUAUGCAAAUGCUAAGUCACUCAUUAGCAAAUGCGGCAGAGGGUAACGAUGGCGCAGCUCAGAAGAGCAAUGACUACAUGGAUUGUAUCUUAGAUAUUCGGGAACAUGAUGUUCCAUACCACGUUCGAGUUUCGAUUGACUUGAAGAUUUUUUGUGGUUUAUGGUAUAACAUACGUUGUCGUGGUGGAGGGCUUGAAAUGCCCAUAGUUACUCCUCGACCCGAUAUUCUAGAGCGGCCGGAGCCAAUUGUCCUUGCGUUUGAUAUUGAAACAACAAAAUUACCACUGAAAUUUCCUGACGCCCAAACGGAUCAAGUUAUGAUGAUAUCAUACAUGAUCGACGGCCAGGGCUAUUUGAUAACGAAUCGGGAAAUAAUCUCGUCAAAUGUUAAUGAUUUUGAGUAUACCCCCAAACCAGAGUUCGAGGGAAAUUUCAUCGUUUUCAAUGAAGAAAACGAAAUGGCCUUGUUGCAGAGAUUUUUUGACCACAUCAUGGAUGUAAAGCCACACAUAUUUGUUACAUACAAUGGUGACUUCUUCGAUUGGCCAUUCGUUGAAACGCGGGCUGCGGUCUAUGAUUUAGAUAUGAAACAAGAAAUUGGAUUCUCAAAAUCACGGGAUGGAGUGUAUCUAUGUCGCCCUUGCAUUCAUAUGGACUGCUUAUGUUGGGUGAAACGUGACUCUUAUCUUCCAGUUGGAUCUCAUGGUUUGAAGGCUGUAGCCAAAGCAAAAUUACGGUAUGACCCAGUCGAACUCGAUCCAGAAGAAAUGUGUAAAAUGGCUGUAGAGCAGCCUCAAGUCUUAUCCAAUUAUUCAGUUUCCGAUGCGGUGGCAACAUAUUAUUUAUACAUGAAAUACGUGCAUCCAUUUAUUUUUGCCUUGGCAACAAUUAUUCCCAUGGAGCCGGAUGAAAUUUUACGUAAAGGAUCAGGUACUCUUUGUGAGACACUUUUGAUGGUUGAAGCAUUUCAUGCUAAUAUUAUCUACCCGAAUAAACAACAAAGCGAAUUGAACAAAUUGUCGCAAGACGGCCAUGUACUGGAAACUGAAACAUAUGUUGGUGGCCACGUUGAAGCUCUUGAGUCUGGAGUUUUCCGAGCGGAUAUUCCAUGUCGUUUCAGAUUGGAUCAAGAUACGAUAAACAUGCUUAAUGAAAACGUCGAUAAAGUGUUAGCACAUGCUAUCGAAACUGAAGAAAAAGUUCCUCUGGAUAAAGUGACAAAUCUGGAAGAUGUUAAAAGUGAGAUAAAGAGAGCUUUGCAAGGACUGCAUGAUAUACCGAAUCGAUUGGAACAACCAGUUAUUUACCAUUUGGACGUAGGAGCCAUGUAUCCGAAUAUUAUUUUAACAAAUCGACUGCAGCCCUCUGCGAUGGUGAACGAAGCUGAUUGUGCUGCAUGUGAUUUCAACAAACCCGGUGCACUAUGUAAAAGAAAUAUGGAGUGGUUGUGGAGAGGUGAAAUGCUUCCGGCUAGUCGAAGCGAAUUUCAACGUAUUCAACAGCAAUUGGAAAUUGAGAAAUUUCCACCAAUUGUGCCUGGCGGACCACCAAGGGCCUUUCACGAACUUUCGAAGGAAGACCAAGCGGCAUAUGAAAAGAAACGCCUUCAGGACUACUGCCGCACUGCAUACAAGAAGACGAAAAUCACAAAACUCGAAACAAGAGUUUCAACGGUUUGUCAACAAGAAAACAGUUUUUACGUUGAUACUGUGCGUGCUUUCCGCGACCGGCGCUAUGAAUAUAAAGGACUUACAAAAGUCGCAAAAUCUGCAGUAGUAGCUGCUAUCGCUAGUGGUGACGCGGCCGAAAUUAAAGCUGCCAAAGGCAGAGAAGUUUUGUAUGAUUCGCUGCAGUUGGCGCAUAAAUGUAUUCUGAACUCCUUCUAUGGCUACGUUAUGCGGAAAGGUGCACGCUGGCAUUCAAUGCCUAUGGCGGGAAUCGUAUGUUUGACUGGGUCGAAUAUUAUUCGACGAGCUCGCGAAAUUAUUGAAAGAGUUGGCCGCCCACUUGAGCUGGACACUGAUGGUAUUUGGUGUAUUUUGCCUGCAUCCUUCCCUCAAGAAUUUACCAUCCUCACGAACCACGAGAAGAAAAAGAAAAUCAAUAUUUCCUAUCCGAAUGCUGUCCUCAAUACUAUGGUUAAGGAUCAUUUUACGAACGAUCAAUAUCAUAACUUGAAAUCUCCUUCAGAACCAGGCACGCUACCUGAAUACACAAUUCGAUCAGAAAAUUCUAUCUUCUUCGAAGUUGAUGGCCCCUAUUUGGCGAUGGUACUACCAGCCGCGAAGGAAGAAGGAAAAAAGUUGAAAAAGCGAUAUGCGGUCUUUAAUUUCGAUGGCUCUUUAGCAGAAUUAAAAGGAUUUGAAAUCAAACGGCGAGGAGAGCUUCAACUCAUUAAAAAUUUUCAGAGUUCUGUUUUCGAAGCAUUUUUACUAGGAAGUACUCUAGAGGAGUGUUAUGGAAGUGUUGCAAAAGUAGCGGAUUAUUGGUUGGAUGUGCUUUACAGCCGCGGAAGUAAUCUACCCGAUAGUGAAUUGUUUGAACUUAUAUCUGAGAAUCGCUCUAUGUCGCGAAAAUUGGAGGAUUAUGGUGGUCAAAAAUCAACAUCAAUUUCAACAGCGAAACGUUUAGCUGAAUUCCUGGGCGAUCAAAUGGUUAAGGAUGCUGGUUUAUCCUGCAAAUACAUAAUAUCCAAGAAGCCUGAAGGCGCUCCUGUAACAGAAAGAGCAAUACCUCUAGCUAUUUUCCAAUCAGAAGAGAGCGUGAGAAGACAUUACUUACGGCGGUGGCUGAAGGAUAACACAAUGGGCGAUGCUGAUAUUAGAGACGUUCUAGACUGGAACUAUUACAUCGAACGAUUAGGAGGUGCUAUUCAAAAGAUUAUUACAAUUCCGGCCGCGUUGCAGGGCCUAUCGAAUCCCGUCCCUCGAGUCCAACACCCCGAUUGGCUUCAUAAACGAAUGCUUGAAAAGAACGAUGUGCUGAAACAACGUCGUAUUAACGAAAUGUUCAUUUCUAAACCAAAGCCUGUGCAAGAACCUCGUGAAAUUAGAGAUAUCGAAGAUGUAACCGGACCUUCAAACACAGCAACAUCUAAUGGCUUACCCGUUGUAACAAAACGUAAGAGAGUACCUUCUGUGUCAGAAGAACCUGAAAGUACGGCGAAGACCUGGCGUGAAGCUUUAGGAGCCCCACCUUCAAUAGGAAACUCUCGAGCCGAAAUUGUUGCAUGGGUAGUUUUCCAAAAGAAAAAAUGGGCUUGGCAGCUCGCUCAGAAGGAGAAAGUUAAGCAACUCCGUAAGAAGAGUCGCACUGAUAACGACGCUCAGAUGGUUGCCCAAUCCAAAGUAAGAACGAAUGCAGCAACAUUAGGAGGAUUUCUACAGCGAGCGAAGCGAUCGAUUUUGGAGCAGGCAUGGCAAAUCAUUCAAAUAAAUCCUAUAGACAAUGUAGGCAAUUUCAACGUUUGGGCAAUGCUUGGUGACGAAUUGCAUAAAAUUCGUCUUGUAAUCCCCAGAAUAUUCUAUGUAAAUCAACGAACUCCAGCACCUCCUGAAGAAGGUCAAGUGUGGAAAAAAGUCAACCGAGUUCUGCCAAGAUCACGGCCAGUUAACUAUCUAUAUCGAUACAGUGUACCGGAAAAAGUAUUUACAGAUAACCGCUUGGGAAUGCUUGCAGAUUUAGCGACUCCUGAUAUUGAGGGAAUCUAUGAAACACAGAUGACACUAGAAUUCCGCGCUCUUAUGGACUUAGGAUGCCUAUGUUCUGUCCAGCGAGACGAAGCACAUAAGCUUGCGAGUGCACCAACAAAGGAUUUGGACAUAUUCUCCAUUGAGCAACUUGAGAGGCGAGCACUGAGUUACCGGUCGUAUCUAUCAAAUUCUGAAAAUUUAAAAAAGAUAUUUUUAUAUCAACACAAUAUUCCAACAGCAAAGAAAGAGAUUUGGGGUUUGUUUUUAGUAGCCAGUAAAAAGGCUCUGAUCAUCGCGCUCGAUACAGUGCGUGCAAACCAAAUGCCGAAUAUGAAAAAUCUUUACACAUCCGAACGAAUGGUACUGCUGAAGAACGCUGAAAAUGAGGUAGGCGUAGCAAAAUUGCCACCUGAGGAUAUGUCAUUCGAAAUAUUGCUCGAAACUGAUAUAAAACAAGUCUACCGCCACAUUCAAAAAGCAUUGAAUCAGUACAAAGAAGAACGUAGAGGACCUACUAUAUUAUGCCUUCAAACAGCUCUUGAAGCUGCAAAACUAAACGCAGCCAUGCCGACACUUUUGGACUUUCCAGAAGCUCAAAUCCACAUUAGUGACGAUGCGUCGUUGUUGCAGCCUUUGGACUGGCAACGAGUAGGGACGCGAGCCAUGAUUCGCCACUUUCUGAACUUGAAUAAUGUCAUUGAUUUGAUGUUGGAGCAAUGUAGAUACUUCCAUGUUCCAAUCGGGAACAUGCCGACAGACACAGUUCUCUUUGGUGCUGAUUUAUUUUUCGCAAGGCUUCUGCAGAAGAAUAAUUUCGUUUUAUGGUGGUCAGGUACAAGCCGACCAGAUCUCGGAGGUCGAGAAGCAGAUGAUAAUCGUCUUCUUGCUGAAUUCGAAGACAAUAUCUCCGUAGUUCAAAAUAAACCGGGGUUUUAUCCGAAUGUUGUUGUUGAACUUGCUUUGGAUAGUUUAGCGGUGAGCGCAUUACUGCAAGCGAAUAAAAUUCAAGAAAUCGAAGGUGCCAACUCAGCAAUCACUUUCGAUGUAAUCCCACAAGCUUCGCUAGAAGAAAUGGUAGGAAAUGUUCCAGUAGCUACUCUUCCAAGUUAUGAUGAAACCGCUUUGUGCAGCGCUGCUUUUCGCGUUAUGAGAUCUAUGGUGAACGGUUGGUUACGAGAAGUUUCUAUAAACCGAAAUGUGUUUUCAGAUUUUCAAAUUGUGCAUUUUUAUCGUUGGGUUCGAUCAAGCAACGCAUAUUUAUAUGAUCCCGCGCUUCGACGAUCAUUGAAUAAUUUAAUGAGGAAAAUGUUCUUGCAGAUAAUUGCUGAGUUCCAAAGGCUCGGAGCUAAAAUAGUGUAUGCGGACUUUAAUAAAGUAAUCAUCGAUUCGGGAAAAAAAACAGUUGUUGACGCCAUUGCGUAUGCUGACUACAUAGUGCAAAGUUUGCGACACAAGGAAAUCUUCCACAGCAUUCAUUUGUCCUAUCAGCAAUGUUGGGAAUUUAUGCUUUGGUUGGAUUCUUCAAAUUAUUCAGGAGUACGUGGUAAGCUUCCUCGUGGAUUGACAUCAGGAACUUCACAAACGACAGAUGAAAGCGAAAUGGAUAAUGACAACGAAGAUGAUGAAAUCGCGUUAGAAAUGAACUGGAAUAUUGGUGAGCGGUUGUCAGCAGAAAACGAGUGUCAGGAUAAAUUCAAAACAAUAAUGGCUUUGUUCAUGCAAUCAUUGGCAAUGCAAAACUCACCCUCUCAUGCCAUUAAGGAUAUCUCACACUUUGCCUACGAGUGCACCCAGAAAUUGCAUAAAGGAUAUGGGAAAGGAAAGGACAGUCCUGCUUUGGAUUUGAUUAGGGCGCUAAUCAAAGUUUUAUCUGUUGAUAGUAGCUUAGACGAAGAUGUGUUAGAUUUACGUCGAAAUAUGUUGCGUUUGGUUGGAGUAGGUGAAUUCAGUGAUAUGGCAACCUGGGUAGAUCCGAUGAACUCUUAUAUUCUUAAUGAAGUUAUAUGUAAAGCUUGCAAUCAUUGCCGUGAUUUGGACCUAUGUCGAGAUAAACACCGUGCAUCAAAAAAUGGACAACCAGUUUGGUUGUGUGCCCAAUGCUACGUUAACUACGACAACGAAGAGAUCGAAAUGCGUAUAAUCGACGUCGUUCAACGAAAAAUGAUGUCCUACACUCUCCAGGAUCUGCGCUGCACCAAAUGUAAGCAAAUUAAACGGGAAAAUCUCGCAGAAAUGUGUUCUUGUGCGGGCACCUUUGAAACUCUGAUUCCUGGUCGCGACAUCUCCGCCCUGCUGAAGACAUUCCUGCAAGUCGCCGAAUCGUAUCAGAUGUUUUUACUUAAGGAAAUCAUUGAACAGUUCAUAGGAAAGACGUGAAAUUGGACCAAAUAUACACACACAAAAAUUAUUUAAAG
Molecule: messenger RNA, 6752 nt
Organism: Hermetia illucens (black soldier fly)
Lineage: Eukaryota; Metazoa; Arthropoda; Insecta; Diptera; Stratiomyidae
Gene: DNApol-epsilon255
Product: DNA polymerase epsilon catalytic subunit 1
Exons: 7
Coding region: 100-6714 (2204 amino acids)
Biological process (GO): DNA replication proofreading; mitotic cell cycle; base-excision repair, gap-filling
Cellular component (GO): nucleus; epsilon DNA polymerase complex
Molecular function (GO): zinc ion binding; single-stranded DNA 3'-5' DNA exonuclease activity; DNA-directed DNA polymerase activity
Source: RefSeq, a predicted model, not a curated record